This is a messenger RNA of Amblyraja radiata (thorny skate), 2098 nucleotides long. Its product is annotated as pigment epithelium-derived factor-like. Lineage: Eukaryota; Metazoa; Chordata; Chondrichthyes; Rajiformes; Rajidae. Gene Ontology annotation, biological process: negative regulation of endopeptidase activity; negative regulation of angiogenesis. The record is from RefSeq and is a predicted model, not a curated record. Gene Ontology annotation, molecular function: serine-type endopeptidase inhibitor activity. The coding region runs from base 242 to 1510 and encodes 422 amino acids. The transcript has 8 exons.
GUGCCUGCGUGGACAGGAAACAGUUAUUUUUAGCCAGGACUCCCUGUGGAGUAGACCCAGACUCAGCCACGUUGCUGCUGCAGGCAGACGCGACUCUCCGCCUCGACUCUGGUCCGCAGCACCUCGUGUUUGCCCGCCUCACUACAAAUAUUGACCCAGGAACGCCGAGGAUAAAGACCAGUACCGCGAGCUGCUCGACUGUGCAAGUCGGGCUCUCUGGUGGAGCAGAUCCGAGGCCAAGAUGAAGAUCCUGACUGUACUGAUGUUCCUGGGAGCCAUGUCGCUCAUUUCCAGUCAAGAGGACUACUUUAGUCCGGAGCCGUUUGUGGAUGAAAGCCAGGUCGUGGAUUUGGUCGAGGAGGAGGUGGAGGAGGAGGAGAUCCUGGGAACGCCAGUGCAGAGACUUGCCUAUUCAGUCUCGGAGUUUGGCUACGACCUUUAUCGGCUGAUGGCCAGCAAGGAUCCCAGUGCCAACGUCUUCCUGUCUCCCCUCAGUGUGGCUGCUAGUCUCUCUGCACUCUCGCUCGGUGCCACAUCCACAAACAAGGACAUUCUGCAGAGAAUCCUGAACUACAACUCACUGCAGGACCUGGAUGUGCACAGUGCGUUCAAGGACCUGCUGACUGAAAUCAGCAUGCAGCCCAAACAAUUCAAAACAGUCUCGCGCAUAUACGCCAAGAAAAGGCUGAAGGUACAGCAGGCCUUUGUGAACCAGGUCGCCCAGUAUUAUGGAUCGCGGCCCAAACUCGUCGCCAACAACAUGCAGCGGGAGCUGAGCAACAUGAACCAGUGGCUGAAGAUCCAGACGGGAGGGAAGAUCAGCCAGGCUGUCCGCAGCCUCCCUGCCAGGCUCAGUCUGCUGCUGCUCAGUGCAGCCCACUACCAGGGGAGGCUCGUGACCAAAUUCAACGCUGCCAACACGAUGGAGAAGUCAUUCCAGUUGGAAUACGGGCAGGAGGUGAACGUUCCCAUGAUGAGCAGCCUGCACUACCCGCUGCGAUACGGCUACGAUUCCGAGCUGAACUGCAAGAUUGGCCUGUUUCGCUACAUGGGGGACAUCAGCCUCCUGAUCUUCCUGCCCAGCGGCCUUGGGCAAAACAUGAGCGCCAUCGAAGAGAGUCUGACCCCUGUGUUCGUGUAUGACCUGGUCAGUCAGCUGCAUCUGGCCAAAGCCAGCGUCUCCCUCCCCAAGCUGAAGGUUACCACCAAGCUGGAGCUAAUGGAGGUGCUGGGUGAAAUGAAUCUGAAGCCGCUCUACUCUGCGACGCAGCUGGGGAAGUUGAGCAACAGCCCGGCCUCCAUCUCCAGUGUUACCCACGUGGCCUCGCUGACACUUGCGGAGGGCGGCCAGGAGGAGGCAGCGCCACCGCUCCCCAACAGCCCCCAGUUCAACCUCCAUUUCCUUGUCAACCGGCCCUUCCUGAUGCUGCUGUACGACAACCCCAGCGGCUCUCUGCUGCACAUCGCCAGGGUGAUGGACCCCAGGACCCUGGGCCAGGGGCGGCAGUGAGGCAUGGACACUGGGCCCCACAGGAUGCUCCCCCACCCUGUACCACAUUGACCCAGGACUGGCCCUGCUCACACUGACCCAGGAUUGGCCCUGCUCACACUCUCCACCAACCCAGGACUGCCACGGCCCUCUCUUCACUAGCAUGACUCUCAUGACUGGCACAGUUGUCAUGCUCCACUAACCCAGGCUAGGACUGGCACUGUCCACACUGACCACUAACCCAGGCCAGGACUGGCACUGACCACUAACCCAGGCUAGGACUGGCACUGCCCCCACUGUCCACUAACCCAGGCUAGGACUGGCACUGCCCCCACUGUCCACUAACCCAGGCUAGGACUGGCACUGCCCCCACUGUCCACUAACCCAGGCCAGGACUGGCACUGACCACUAACCCAGGCUAGGACUGGCACUGCCCACACUGUCCACUAACCCAGGCUAGGCCUGGACCAGCCCACACUGACCUCUGGCCCUUGUGGGCAGGGGCAGAGUUGACCCAUGGGCGAGCCACUGGCACAGGCGUGUGAGGCAGAGUCCAUAAUUGUCAUGAACAAACGCUGACGUUCUGGAAAUAAAGGUCAAACAAACACC